AUGCUUCAGAAAUGGAAACCUAGUGGUGACGAAAGUGGUGGUCCAGAUAGAGAUUUACCAAACUCUCGCGAUAUGUUUUCUGGCAACUUUCCUGAGGGUUUGCGGGUGCUAUUGUUUGAUGAAGAUCGACUAUAUCUUCAAAUAUUGGAGAAACAUCUCGAAGAGUUUCAAUACGAAGUGACUACAUGCCACGAAGAGGAAAGAGCUAUGUAUCUACUCUGCAACCAUAGAAAUAUGUUCGACAUUGCUAUAAUCGAAGCACACAAUCUAGAGGGGAAAAUAUUCCGGUUAAUCUCGGAAAUUCGAUCUGAAAUAGAUAUUCCAAUCAUUAUAACAUCCCAAGACGAUUCAAGAGAAUCUGUGACCAAAUGGAUGAGGAACGGUGCAUGUGACUAUCUCAUAAAACCGAUAAGACCAGAAGAUCUACGUUUGAUUUAUAAAUACUUGGUAAAGAAGAUGGAACUAAGGGGUAUCACGGUUGCCGAAGAGGCAGAAGAGAAAGCAGCAGCUGAGAAGUCAUCCUCUGUGGGAGAUUCCACCAUAAGAAGCCCUAACAGGAGAAAAAGAAACAUGUUACAAACAGACGAGGAUCCAGAUCAUAAUCGUGAUUCCGCCACCAAGAAAAGGCGAGUGGUGUGGGAUGAUUAUCUUAACGGCAAGUUUUUGGAUGCAGUGAAUUCCCUUGGCAACAAUGAUGUUGUUCCCAAGAAAAUUUUGGAGAGGAUGAAUGUUAGUAGCCUCACCCGAGAAAACGUAGCCAGCCAUCUCCAGAAAUUCCGGAUGGGUCUGAAGAAGAAGAAUGACCAAAACAAAAGCGACGAGAGAAGUCUACCGUUAAUUACUCCACAAGAACGAGGAAUGUCUAGUGGAGAAAUAUCAAACGAGCUCUACAGAGGACUAAAUGUCCAGUUUCCAACACAUCAUGUCAACAACAUUCCUCAACCGUCUUAUUUUCAACAGCACAACACAAACCUUAAUCUCAUGACGCAACGCGUGUCAUCACCUCCUGGAAAUCAUUAUGAUAGACUCUCUGUUGCGUCUUCCAGUAGAAAUCUAGUGACGACUCACCAACAUCACACUUCUCAUCAAAUCUCAGAGUUCCCAUGCAAUGAUCAGAGCAUAGAAGAAAGAUUGGUUUAUUACGAGGAGGACGAGGACGAUGGAGUUAGGAACUUGAUCACUGACUGGUUCACGCAAAUCCCGGACCAGAUAAAUCUGUUCCCCUUAGAGGAGUCGGUGAUAGCGACUACAAUGCGUUUCAACGAUGAUCAGGUGUCAGCCAAUCAACAAGAGCCGAUGUACGUUCAUGAGCCAUCCAUGAUGCAUAUACCUUCACUUCCUUCAUCUCUCACACAUAAUCCCUUUCUUGAUCAGAAAGAAAAUAUACAAUUGGUGGAUUUACCUCGACAACAAUUAUUCCAUGAACAGCAACAUGCUAACCUAGCAAAUGAGAAUAGGUUUCCUGAAACUAAUCCAGGAACGGGAUCUGCAAGAAUGGAUAAGAUGGAUCAAGACACGGACCAAGCAUGAAAACGACUUACAAAUAAGGAAAUGAAGUCCGACAUUAUAGUUUAUUAUUGAUAUUAUAUAUUACUUUUAGAGUUUAGAGUUCUAUAUACAUUCCAGCUGAUGCCUUGCUUUCUCUUCUUCUUUUUUGUAGUUGCUUGUGUAGCUUGCCUUUUUCUAGCGUUUUAUAUACUUUUCUAGGGUUUAGAAUUUUAUAUACAUUCUAGUUGAUUCCUUUUUUUCUAGGGAUUGCUUGUGAUGCGUGUUAACAAUCAGUUUGCUUUAUUUACAUUUGAAUAAUAACUUGUUUUUUUGUCAGUGGUUUCAGUAUUUAACUAACAUAUGGUCGUGGUAAGCUCAUACCUUUUAAAUGUAGUCACCAAACUCUUUUCUUUUUGAUUAAAUUUGCCCAUUCCAUUCUUUGCAUCUGCGAAAAUAUAAAUUAAAGAUAAAACAGUAUAAGCAAAAGAUAAACGACCAAAACAAACCAAAUAUGCGAUUUUUUGUGCGACUGAUCUUAAAAAGACACUCUGGGCGGGAUCUUUGCCGUAAAGUGAACAAACAACUCUUAAUAAAAUUAUAAAGGCCUGAGAUAUCACAACCUUUCUUUGAUUUCCUCCGCAAUCCAAGAACUACAUUCAUUCAACAACUGACCCUAAAAUUCUACUACAAAUAUAACCAAAACAAAAGAGACGUACAUAUAUAAUUUGAAAAUACCAAACUACGUACUAACAAAAAAGAAGGGAAAACGGUACCGAUGCCAUUGUUUGCAUUCGACUUAAAGAAAAACAAAAGGUAUCUAUUCGACCAAAUAUAAUUAAAUUCCCAUAUUUUCUUUCAGUAAAAACAAUCUCAAACGUGAUCCAAAUCUAAAUCGACACAAAGAAGUUUUGACAUAAACCGUUCAUCGAUUAUACCAUAUAAAACAUUUCGUGUACACAUAUGGUCAUUGAGUUCCAGCAUGUUGCUUUAUCCGUGAUGAGAUCGCCAAAAUUUUAUUAAAGAAAUGCUUGCUCAUCUCCACGGUUAAUCGCAACGCUACAACAAACCUACAUACUAUAAUACUAAUCAAACCCAAAUAUUGAUAUAUGGUGUAAGCAAAGUGGAAAAUGAUUAAUAGGUAUCUCAAAUGUCCGUGAAUAUUUUUACAAUUUCGUCCAUUUUAGACCCAAAUUUGAAAAGAGAAUCAAAGUCUAGGAAAACGAGUAACUAAAUGCAAAAGUAAGGUACCAACCCGUGCAGUGGUGAUAUUUCAUCUUAAAAAUCUGCUCAUUGAGUUUGGGUUUGCUGCCUUAUCCGUGGUGAUUUUUUUAUCGAAAUGUGUUCAUCUCCAUAUAUAAUCAGACGCACGCUACAACAAACCCAAAUGAAAUAUUAAUAAAUGAAAUGGCUUUCUACCCCCAACCUAAAAAAUUGUUCAUAAAUAACAAAUGAAAAAUCACAAAUGUAGUAACUGAAAAUACUCAAGUUCGUCAACUUCACACCCAAAUUGAAAAGAGAACUUACCAAACAUAAAAAAAAAAAGGCAAAAGAACGCAGAAAUGGGAUCGAGAAAGCCAUUAACCAUUUUUAGAAAUGGGAUAACGUUUUUUAUACGUUCUUAGCAUCAAAAACAAAAGCAAGGUAACUUAUUGACGAUAGUUUAAUGAUCAGUAACAUGUUGAUCAAGGUUACCUAUGGAUCUAUAUUGGACCCAUCCUUUUUCUAUCAUGCGAAAUUUGCAUGAAGACUGAAAAUUCCACAGAUUUGUUACCAAUUCGACAUAGGACCUUCCGCAAACAAAAACAAAAGUAAGCUUUACUAGUAGAAAUCGACUCGAACUUAGUGGAAAAAGUGAGAAAGGUUCAAACGAAAACUGUAUGAAGAUUUGAGAUGUGAUUGAGGGUUUAUAUACAAAUCUUCAAAGGAAGGGAUAGAGGUUCAGAAGAAAUCCUGUAAAGAUGCUCGAAGAAUUUGAAAUUAUUCAAAGAUUCUUAAGAGAUUAUUCUACAGUUAUUUUAUUUAUUUGAUGUGAUUACCACCAAAAAAAUCUGGCUGCACAAAACAAGAUUGACCAGUAAGUACUAAUAAUAAUCUAGAUUAGGCAUGGACAUAUUUAUCUGGAACCGAAGAACCGAACCACAAAACAAGGUUUGGAUUUGGAUCAUAUCAAUUAUACUAGUGGAUCUUAUAUCACUAGAACAAAAAAAAAUAGAACAGAACCGAGAAACGGAUGGGUAAAAUUUCUAUAAUAUAGUUUAUAUAUUUAUAUAUAUUAACAAUAUUAAUUUUGAAAUGAUCAAAUAAUUUACAAAUAUUAUUUAUAAGUUGAAAUACCCAAAAAAUGAAUUUACUAGAAUACUUUUUAUCCAAAAUAUUUUAAAUUAUUCGAGUUUUAAUCUGAAACCCAAAAAAUUGAUAUUAAUCCAAAUAAUCUAGGUUUUGUUUUUUUAACCCAAAUUUAACCGAAAAACAAAAAACCGAAUGGAAGCCGAAAAUUACCACGAAUAUAAGCCAGCUCUUAACUUUGUUAUCCAAACCGAACCAAACCGAACCAAAAUUUCUAAAUACCUUAAUGAAAAUUAAACCUCUAGACCCAAAAAAACCAAAAAUCUGAAAUAACCGAACCGGAACCAAACCGAGAACCGGAUGCCCAAAGCUAAUCUAAACAUAACAUAAGGUUGAAUAUGCAUAAAAGGAGACUAGGAAUGAAUUUUAUAAGAGAUUAUAUAAUUAAAUGUUCAUGGUUAAAUCAAAAUUUUCUUUUAUCAAUUGUAUCUUAAUCUUGUUAUAUAGAUCCCUAUAGUAUCUGAUAAGUUAGAGACAUAUAAAAGUAUGCAUGCCUACAAUAUCAUAAAUUAUAAUAUUAUAACAAUUUUUUUCUUUCAAACGAACAUGGCAGAAAAUUAUGUUUUAGCCACAUAAUUUUCAUGCUAACACACAAAAUAUGCAGCUAAAAUUCGU
Brassica napus (rape) is the source of this 4449-nucleotide messenger RNA. RefSeq names its product two-component response regulator ARR14. The record is from RefSeq and is a predicted model, not a curated record. Gene Ontology annotation, biological process: cytokinin-activated signaling pathway; phosphorelay signal transduction system. Lineage: Eukaryota; Viridiplantae; Streptophyta; Magnoliopsida; Brassicales; Brassicaceae. Gene Ontology annotation, molecular function: DNA binding. The coding region runs from base 1 to 1530 and encodes 509 amino acids. The transcript has 6 exons.